Hansenula ciferrii is the source of this 291-nucleotide messenger RNA. It is a transcript of the gene HRT1, whose product is annotated as SCF ubiquitin ligase complex subunit HRT1. Gene Ontology annotation, biological process: protein ubiquitination; ubiquitin-dependent protein catabolic process. Gene Ontology annotation, molecular function: zinc ion binding; cullin family protein binding; ubiquitin protein ligase activity. The transcript is spliced from 2 exons. Gene Ontology annotation, cellular component: nucleus; cullin-RING ubiquitin ligase complex. Lineage: Eukaryota; Fungi; Ascomycota; Saccharomycetes; Phaffomycetales; Wickerhamomycetaceae. The record is from RefSeq and is a predicted model, not a curated record. Bases 1 to 291 code for a protein of 96 amino acids.
AUGUCUGAUGCAAUGGAAGUUGACGUGCCACCUGGUGAAACAGAAGAACAAAAAGAACAAACAGAACAAGAAACCACAAAGAAAGUAAGCAAAGCUCCUAAAAAGAAGUUUGAAGUUAGAAAAUGGACAGCGGUUGCGUUUUGGUCCUGGGAUAUCGUUGUUGAAACUUGUGCUAUUUGCAGAAAUCAUUUAAUGGAACCAUGUAUUGAAUGUCAACCAAAUUCAAUGAGUGCUACAAGUAACGAAUGUAUUGCUGCUUGGGGUACAUGUAACGUGAGUAUAACAGUCUGA